AUGACUAGGAUCUUGUUAUUAUUACAUCCAACGGCUGUUACUGAUGAACAAUUAGUGACUAAGGUCAAAAGCGAAAUAAGCAGUACGAAUAGUGAUGCUGAUGUUGUGCAACAUAUAAUAGAUAGAGUUGCGAAUAAGAUAGUUAAAUUGGAAAACAAUACAUUUGAUGAAGUGAUAUAUAUCAAUCCAAACGAAGGAGAGUUCAAUAGACAGUUACCAGUGCUGACAAUAACGAUUAUAUAUGAUAGUUUGGUUGAGGAUGGAGUACUUAAAGGAGAUUUACCUACCAAUCAAAAUUUGGAUGCAAUCAUGUCGGGAUUUAUAGUGGGCGAACAAGGCAAUUGGAUUAAGCCUAAGGCCGUGGGGGAAAGCGUAUCGAUUCCAUUAAAGAAGAAGGAGGUGGCUGUCGGUGGUGCAAGCAAGCAAUGCUUACCAUCAUUCAAGAAGCUUUCCUCUACACAUGCGGCGGUAGGAUUAACAGACACGUCUGCAUCUAAUACCGACGAAGAGAAUGACGAUGUGAAUUCGAAGCGUAAGCUACAAGAAACAAAACUUGCAUACUUUUCUGAAUCUGACGACGAAGAUGAGGAAGAUCAAAUAAUAGAUGAGAACAAUCUUAUUUCUGAAGUACGUACUGCCAACUUGGUUGUGCCUAAGAAGUGUGAAUUGCCAAAUGGUAAGAAGAGAAGAAAGGCCUGUAAAGAUUGUACUUGUGGGUUGAAGGAAAUUGAAGCCCAGGAAACGUCAGACAAACUGACUUUGCAAAACUCGAUACUCAACCAGAUGGUGCAGCUGGCCAAUUUGGAAGCAAUGAAGAUCGAGGAGAAGAUGAAAAAUGCCGUGAAAUUUGACGAUAACGACUUGGCUGAAAUCGACUUCACAGUCGAAGGUAAAAAAGGUGGUUGUAGCUCUUGCUCCUUGGGAGACGCAUUCAGAUGCGAUGGUUGCCCAUACUUAGGAUUACCUCCUUUCAAGCCGGGUGAAGUCGUUUCAAUCGACAAUUUUGGAGAAGAUAUCUAA
Molecule: messenger RNA, 1020 nt
Organism: Debaryomyces hansenii CBS767
Lineage: Eukaryota; Fungi; Ascomycota; Pichiomycetes; Serinales; Debaryomycetaceae
Gene: DRE2
Product: electron carrier
Exons: 1
Coding region: 1-1020 (339 amino acids)
Biological process (GO): iron-sulfur cluster assembly
Cellular component (GO): cytoplasm
Molecular function (GO): iron-sulfur cluster binding
Source: RefSeq, a predicted model, not a curated record